Aspergillus nomiae NRRL 13137 is the source of this 1896-nucleotide messenger RNA. Its product is annotated as putative C6 transcription factor. Gene Ontology annotation, biological process: DNA-templated transcription; regulation of DNA-templated transcription. The transcript has a single exon. NCBI's taxonomy places the organism in Eukaryota, Fungi, Ascomycota, Eurotiomycetes, Eurotiales, Aspergillaceae. The coding region runs from base 1 to 1896 and encodes 631 amino acids. Gene Ontology annotation, molecular function: zinc ion binding; DNA binding; DNA-binding transcription factor activity, RNA polymerase II-specific. The record is from RefSeq and is a predicted model, not a curated record.
AUGCCAUCCUGCUCGAGUUGUCAAAAAGCCAAGCUUGAGUGCGCUUAUAAGGCACCACAACCACCACGGAAGCGGAAACGGAGGGAAAGUGAGGAUGUGCAACAGCGCUUAGCAAGAUACGAGCGCAUUCUACAACAGAAUGGUCUUCUUUCGACAACUGAGACACGAUCACCCUCUUACCGAGGAACUCCGGGGAGCGUCCAUGAGGAAGGCCGUCCCCGCACAGCUCAAAGCGAUGCAGAAAGGACUGGACGGUUAGUUUCCGAGGACGGAAAAUUACGGUACAUCGACAGCCGAGUGUGGCUUGAUGUGGCAGAAGUAAGUAUGCAAGAGUUGUCCGACAAUGGGGUAGACGACCAGGCUUCUCCGGUGGCCAUGGACUUGCCGAUAGAUGAUCCGCUUUCUGGGUCCCUGCUAGGGGUAUCAAACAGUCUCGCAGGCUAUCAUCCUCCCUAUCCAGACGCCAUGAAGCUUUGGAAAAUCUAUGUCCAAAAUGUUGAUCCUCUCUGCAAGGUCCUGCACAUACCCACAACCACAGAAUUGAUCGAAAUAGUGUCACAACAAUCGACUGGAGCCACGCAAGCUCAAGAGUGUCUUGUAUUUGCUGUCUACAAUUUCGCAGUAUAUUCACUCGCCGAUGAGGACUGUAUCCGUGAAUUUGAGAAACCAAGGGCUGCAUUGAUGUCAAAGUAUCAGUAUGCCACACGGCAAGGGUUCAUCAAUGCGUCUUGGCUGAAAACAACCGAUUUGCAAGUAUUACAGGCCUACGUACUUUUCCUAAUCGCGACGCGGACUCAAACCGAUCCACAUACGUUCUGGAUCUGGACUGGUGUUGCGGUCCGUAUCGCGCAGCGUAUGGGACUGCACCGUGACGGGGGGAGCCUAGAUCUAUCUCCAUUUGACAUGGAAAUGCGAAGACGCCUUUUCUGGCAGCUCAUCCCCCUUGAUGGCUACGCUGGCCAAGUGUCAGGCACUGGUAUUUCCAUCACACCGGGUGACUGGGAUACGAAGCGGCCACUCAACGUGAACGAUGAACAGAUACAUCCCGGGAUGAAGCAGCCGCCCAAUGCACAGACCGGUGCCUCUGAGAUGCUAUUCUGUCUUACGAAAGCAGAGCUCUCUGAAUUCUAUGCCCGCACAGCAGUAAAAAUGAACGCUGUCAGUCCCAAGGGCCAAGUGCGAGAUAACACAGAGAUCGAGAGGCUAAUAGACAACCUCGAAAGUGACAUAGAGAUGAAGUAUCUGAGGCACUGCGAUAUCAUAAAUCCAGUACAUAUCCUGACGCUUGGUAUCGUCAGAUCUGCCGCGAACAUGGUACGCCUGCGCAGUCGGAUGUCUUCCAUAACGAGUCAAAGUGUUAAGGGUGUGCAAAGAUGGGGGCUCUGCGUCCUCGCGGAGAAGAUCCUUGACACCGACUGCGCUUUAUAUGCUAAUUCAGACCUACUGAGGUUUCAGUGGCACAUCAAGACAUUCUUUGUCUGGGACGCUUUGAUAUGCCUUUUGAAUUGCCUAGCUACGGACGGCUUCUUUUCGAACACAGAGCUAGACCGAAAAUGGGAGAAGAUUAUUCUUGUCUACUCAAACCGCCCGGAGAUACUUAGGAGCAAGGGAACACUCCAUGCCGUAGUUCGCAAGAUGACACACAAGGCGUGGAUGUUGAAUCCACCAAGCAACUCCAUGGCUGAGCCGGCGUUCAUCAGCACGUUGCGAUCUCGACAUGAGACCGGGGACUAUGGAUGUGCAAAAACCCCGGACAAGAUGAUACAGCAUGACGAGCCCGCGGAAGAUGUGUCUUUUCUUGAUACCCUUCUUCAGAGCCCUGGGGGUACUGACUUGUACGUCGACGGUAGUUUUAACUAUGGGGCCGCCGAUUGGAUGUUCUGGGAUCCAGUAUAG